AUGUCUAUCAGCCAAUCUGUUAUUGUUCCAGCAUACCAUGAAAAGCUAAACAUCAAGCCAUUGACCACUAGGUUAUUUGCCGCUCUAGGGAACGAAGGUUCCAAGACUACUGAACUUAUAUUUGUCGAUGACAAUUCGAAUGAUGGAUCAGUUGAAGAAGUUGAGAAAUUGAACAACAAUGGUUACCCAAACGUCAGAAUCAUUGUCAGAACCGACGAAAGAGGUCUUUCUAGUGCUGUCUUGAAAGGUUUCAUGGAAGCCAAAGGUGAGUACUUGAUCUGUAUGGACGCAGACUUGCAACAUCCUCCAGAAUCAGUCCCACAAUUGUUCCAAAGUUUAAAGUCCCAUGCUUUCGUGCUUGGUACUAGAUACGCUCCAGGUGUUGGUAUCGACAAGGACUGGCCUCUAUACAGAAGAGUCAUUUCUUCCACCGCUAGAGCCAUGGCAAAGCCUUUGACUGUCGCAAGUGACCCAAUGAGUGGUUUCUUCGGUUUACAAAAGAAAUACUUGACGAUGGCAAAGAUGGAUGACAUCAACAAGCAAGGUUUCAAGAUUGCUUUGGAACUAUUAGCUAAACUGCCACUACCCGAAGACCCAAGAUUGGCUAUCGGUGAAGUCCCAUUCCAAUUCGGUGUUAGAACUGAAGGUGAAUCCAAGCUAAGCGGUAAGGUCAUCAUCCAGUAUUUGGAACAAUUGAAAGAAUUAUAUAUCUUCAAGUUUGGUGCCAACAAUUUGAUCAUUUUCAUCGCUGUUUGGACCAUCCUUUGUCUAUACGUCCUUAAGAAGUUCUCAUCUCUAGUUCUCUAA
Messenger RNA from Tetrapisispora phaffii CBS 4417, 807 nucleotides. RefSeq names its product dolichyl-phosphate beta-D-mannosyltransferase (gene DPM1). Gene Ontology annotation, molecular function: dolichyl-phosphate beta-D-mannosyltransferase activity. Gene Ontology annotation, biological process: protein O-linked glycosylation via mannose; GPI anchor biosynthetic process. Lineage: Eukaryota; Fungi; Ascomycota; Saccharomycetes; Saccharomycetales; Saccharomycetaceae. The record is from RefSeq and is a predicted model, not a curated record. The transcript has a single exon. Gene Ontology annotation, cellular component: endoplasmic reticulum membrane. The coding region runs from base 1 to 807 and encodes 268 amino acids.